AUAUAGGUUAGAUUUUUGGAACCCCAAGAGUUCAUCUUCAACCUCUAACCGGGUCGUUUUUGACCCGAUUUCAGACCCGUCAUGUUUCCGCCAUUACAGACAGCUCCAAAUACAGAUCUGAUAAUCAAGAUCUGCAACAAUGUUUUUUGACAAUUUUAUUGCAGAUUCCGAGAAGUAACCAGGCAGAGAUUUAACUAAAAUGCAUUGUCAGUUCAGGGAGGCUGUUAAUUUAUAUGGAGAACUGCAGAGAUGUGGACUUAGUCCGAGUACGUUUGCUGUAUCGUCUGCUUUAAAGGCUUGUGCAAGGAUUUUGUAUAGGUCUGGUGGGAUAUCGAUUCAUGCACAAGUUUAUAAGUAUGGUUUUUGUAAUGUUGUUUAUGUGCAGACAGCUCUAGUAGAUUUUUACUCGAAAGUAGGUAAUAUGGAUUUUGCCCGGAGUAUCUUUGAUGAUGAGAUGGUUGAGAAAAAUAUCAUAUCGUGGAAUUCAGUGUUAGGUGGAUAUGUCAAAUCUGGUGACUUAACAAUGGCACAAAGUGUUUUUGAUGAGAUGCCGGAGAAGGAUGUUAUUUCGUGGAACUCCAUGGUGUCUGGGUAUGCGAGGAUGGGGAAUAUAGAGCGGGCAAAUGCAUUGUUUAGACAGAUGCCGGAGAGAAGUUCUGCCUCUUGGAAUGCAAUGAUUAGCGGAUAUAUAGAGUGUGGGAAGAUAGAGUUAGCACACAGUUUCUUUGAGGCAAUGGACAAAAAGAAUAAUGUUUCAUAUAUCAUAUUGAUUUCGGGAUACUCAAAAAAUGGAGAUGUUGAAUCUGCUGAGGAACUCUUUGGAAAAUUACGCAAGAAAGAUCAAGUAGUAUAUAAUGCCAUGAUAGCUUGUUAUGCUCAAAACAGCCGGGCAAAAGAGGCUCUGCAGCUGUUCAAUGAAAUGCUUCGAUUAGAUUUGCAACCUGAUGAAAUGACUUUGGCAAGUGCUAUUUCUGCUUGUUCUCAGCUGGGAGAUCUAAAGUUUGGUUCUUGGAUUGAGUCGUUCAUUCAUGAAACUGGAAUUCAAAUGGAUGACUUCUUGGCCACUAGUUUGGUCGACCUUUAUGCAAAAUGUGGAAGUAUUGAUAAAGCUCACAAGCUGUUCCACGGCUUGAAAAAGAAAGAUUUGGUAGCAUAUACUGCCAUGAUACUGGGAUGUGGAAUAAAUGGUAGGGCUAAUGAUGCCAUCAAGUUGUUUGAUGAGAUGAUGAAUGCUGAAAUUAACCCAAACAUAGUCACAAUCACAGGGAUAUUGACUGCCUACAGUCACAUUGGAAUGGUAGAAGAAGCAUACCGUUGUUUUAUUUCCUUACAGAAGUAUGGUCUUUCUCCCUCAGUUGACCAUUACGCUAUAGUAGUUGACCUUUUGAGUAGGGCAGGGCGGUUAGAAGAAGCACAUGGGUUGAUUAAAAGCAUGUCAAUACAGCCUCAUGCUGGUGUGUGGGGUGCAUUGCUUCUUGGUUGCAGUUUGCAUAACAAUUUAGAGCUUGGAGAGAUUGCAGCGACACGUUGUAUAGAGUUGGAACCUGACAGUUCUGGAUAUCUUUCUCUUCUUGCAAAUAUUUAUGCUUCUUCGGGAAGGUGGGAUGAUGCUGAGAGGUUGAGAAAAGGUGUUGAAGAAAAGGGAUACAACAAAUUGCCUGGUUGCAGUUGGAUGGAAGAAGUAAAAGCUUAGGAGGUCUUCUUUGCAAUGACGUGAUUCCAACUGUAUCACUUUAGUGUAUAUGAACUCUGUUAACUUCAUCCAUGAUAGGGAAGUAAUGCGAUGACUGGUUACAAUGACUUCCCUUCCACCAUUUGCUUCACCGGGGAAUUACAUGAUGAAGAUGACCGUUUAUUGGAGGUAUGUUUCUGACUAUCUUCAAAGUUUGCAUUCUUAUUGAUCGUUAUUUACGAAGUCCUUUUCUAGCUUUAAGUAAAUCUUAUCAUGGUAAAUAUGCAUGAGGCCUUUACUUUUCUAGCUUUUCUUGCAUGCUGGUCUCUUCUUGUCCUUCUUCCCUUUUCUCUUUUUGGUGAAUUUCAUUUGUGACUUUGCUGCUGAAGUAAAAUUUCGGGGGUUUGCUCUUUGAUUUUCAUUGAGUUGUGCUAAUUUAGUGUUUGUUUUUCCUAUUCAAAAUAAAAAUUUACCUACAUCUCAGUUUUCUUGUAGUUUUUGGUUAGAUUUUUCUUUGUGCAAUAAUUUUUCUCAUUUUCUGUUCUUUUCCCACCAAACGUUCUCUUCUUUCUAGUGUCAGUUUUUUUAAGUGUGUCUGUGUGGUCAUAUAUAUAUUUGUGACUGCUCAAAAGAAGCCAGAAAUCAGUGAAUAAAUCAUCAUUCAUGCCAACAAUAUGAUUCUGCUGAAUAUAUAUGAUAAGAGUAUCGUUUGAAUGUAUAAAAUUUACAUGAUGUGUCAUCUGAGGGACGCGUUGAAUCAAUGUAAGUUAGAAUCUUCAUAUCAUAUAAUCUCGGGUUUGUGCGCUAAAAACUACAGGUAGUUCAGUCUGAUAGUUGUCAAGAGCACCGUCUUUGUUUGUUAAGACAUGAUUGUGAUUCUUGACAUUUUGAUCCCCACUUACAUUGUAGUUGAACCUCGGAGUUCCACAACAACAAUAUACCUAGUAUAUUCUCAUAAGUGGGAUCUGAAGAGGAUAACGUAUAUUCUCAUAAGUGGGGUCUGGAGAGGAUAGCGUGUACGCAGACCUUACCCUACCUUGGAAGGUAGAGAGGUUGUUUCCAAUAUACCCUCAGCUCCUUCUUUGUCCGCACCCUCUUUUAAUUUUACACCACUUAUUUGCUUUCAUUUGCUUUUGGGAUACAAAUCUUCUUGUGCAAGAGUUUGAUAUUUUUUUGUUGUUCCUCCUAAGAAAGUAUAUGUCAAAUGUAUAAAGUUUACUGUUUCCUUCAGUGGUUGCUUCUUAUUACAUGUAUACACAUUUGAUCACCUUUCAUCUACCUUGGAAUGCUACUCUCAUAGUAGUACUUAAUUUUUUUUCCUACCAGUGGAAAAUAGGUGAAAUGAUACACUGUAUUUUGUCUCAAUUGCAACAGCAAAAGAAUCAUCGAGGCACCUCCAAAAUUUAUAUAUCACACUAGUAUCUGAUGUCCACAAGACACAGUAGAGAAGAGUUGGAGUGUUUUAGUUGUGUCACUUGAGAUAUCACGUUCAUGUGUCUAGAUAUGCACUCUCAAUGUUGAAGGUAAACAAUAUAGUUGCAAUUGUUGUUGCCGCUAAAGCCCUUUUCUUGUUGUAGUGAGUUAUCCGUAAGGCUGUAAUAGAUUAGCAGGUAUCUCGUAAUAUUAGUUGAGGCGUGCGUAAGAUGAUUGAGACGUCAUAAUUAUCUACUUAAACACGAGGUGAUUUUCUACAUCUAUAAAGUUACCCUGUACUUGUGUUACAUCGGUGGAACGAAGCAAGUAUCUCAUAGAAUUAAUCAAAGGCAUUCUAGUUGAUCCAAAUAACAUUUAUUUUACUAUAUAGAGAAGUCUAGAAGCAGGUACCUCUUGAUCGACCUGACUAUUACUUGUCAAGGCAUUUAUGUAAGUUUUGUACUUCUUUCGUUUUAAUUUAUUUUAUCUUGUUUUUUA
Messenger RNA from Solanum pennellii, 3583 nucleotides. Its product is annotated as pentatricopeptide repeat-containing protein At4g22760. NCBI's taxonomy places the organism in Eukaryota, Viridiplantae, Streptophyta, Magnoliopsida, Solanales, Solanaceae. Gene Ontology annotation, molecular function: RNA binding; protein binding. The transcript has 2 exons. Gene Ontology annotation, biological process: RNA modification. The coding region runs from base 200 to 1693 and encodes 497 amino acids. The record is from RefSeq and is a predicted model, not a curated record.